AAAGCAUGUGCUGAGAAUAAAUGUAAAUAUUAAAUACAUUUUGAACAAAAAUAUCUGAAUAUAAUAAACUGCAAUGGCACGUCGUCCUGAGCAUGCGGCUCCGCCUGAAAUAUUCUACAAUGAAGAUGAGGCGCAAAAAUAUACCAACAAUACCCGCAUUAUCGACAUCCAGGUACAGAUGUGCGAGCGGGCCAUCGAAUUGCUGGCAUUACCAGAGGAUGAAAAUCAGCUGAUACUGGAUAUCGGUUGCGGCUCAGGUUUGUCAGGAAGUGUUUUGGAAGAUCAAGGGCACCUCUGGAUCGGUAUUGAUAUUGCCAAAGCUAUGCUAAAUGUAGCUGUAGAAAGGGAAGUCGAAGGCGAUCUUGUGCUGGGAGACAUGGGUCAAGGAAUGCCCUUCAAGGCUGGGACAUUUGACGGAGCCGUUUCUAUUUCGGCAUUGCAAUGGCUCUGCAACGCAGAUAAAAAAUCGCACGUACCACAAAAGCGAUUGUACCAAUUUUUCAGCACACUAUUUUCGUGUUUGACACGUAACGCUCGAGCAGUGUUUCAGUUCUACCCAGAAAACUCGGAACAAGUUACUUUAAUUACAACACAGGCAAUGAAAGCGGGAUUCUAUGGAGGUCUGGUGGUUGACUAUCCAAACUCUGCCAAAGCGAAAAAAUAUUUUCUUGUCCUUAUGACUGGUGGCAUGGUUAAACUACCGGCUGCUCUGGGAACUAAUGAAGAUUCCAAUCACGUUCCGUACAGUCGUAAGCGCGAGUUAGCGAAAAAUGCCCGAGGAAAACCGCUAAAGAAAUCUCGUGACUGGAUAAUGCAGAAAAAAGAACGAAGAAGGCAGCAAGGGAAUGAAACUCGCAGCGAUUCUAAGUACACAGCACGCAAGCGAAGCGGGAAGUUUUGAAGCACUCUUAUUUUUCAUUAAACUGAAACUAAUGUAAAACCUACCAGAUGCUUUUUCUUUUUUCAAACCCCCGAUUUUCAAAAUAGAAAAAACAAUACAUAAAUCUUUAGUUUGAAUACCUACAAAAUGG
Molecule: messenger RNA, 1031 nt
Organism: Sabethes cyaneus
Lineage: Eukaryota; Metazoa; Arthropoda; Insecta; Diptera; Culicidae
Product: probable 18S rRNA (guanine-N(7))-methyltransferase
Exons: 3
Coding region: 74-901 (275 amino acids)
Biological process (GO): rRNA (guanine-N7)-methylation
Cellular component (GO): nucleolus
Molecular function (GO): rRNA (guanine) methyltransferase activity
Source: RefSeq, a predicted model, not a curated record